GGAGCUGUCCCGGACUGAGAAUGUGGGAGUCACCUGGCUGUGGGAUGAAGGAUGUGCUCGAGGACAAUAAAGACACAAGUGGGUUCUCUGAACAUGAACUCCUUGACAUCAUGUAUAAUGCAUGUAAUACCUCCAACACAGGAGAGGUGUUGGCCUCCACCAUUGUGCAGUACCUGCAGACCAUGACGGCACAGAAUCCGGACCAGGACAGACUGGCUGCCCUGCGACAGCUGCUCGACGGUGAUCUUCAGGACCCGCAUGUGAGCAGAGAGACUUUCCACUCCAUCAUGAGGGAGUGGAUAGCACAGUGCAGCCAGGACAGCACUGAUGUGGAUGGCAGUCAUGUAUCUUGGCCAAACUCUUCUAAAGUGCCUGUAAAUGGGCUGGAUUUCUCAUCUUCUCAAAGCAAAACUGCUUCCUCAGAAAGCCACCAGUGUUCCUGUGACGGAAAAGACCUGUUAGGCGCAGUGGCCGAACUGAAGCACGCUCACCGCAAGCUGAGCGAGCAGAACAGCAGCCUGUUGAGGACCGUGGCUCAGUGUGAAGACAUAAACCUGCAGCUCACUCUGGAUAUCACUGAGCUGCAAGCAAAGCUGGCCAGUGCUCAGCGAUCAGCAGUGAGCGCCAGAUCCCUGACAGAAGAACUGGAAGAGACCCGUCGGGUGUUUAAAGAGGCCCAGGAGAGAGCCAGCCGCACCCAGACCAGCUGUACCAAACUGAGCAAUGAGGUUGAAUACCUGAAGGUUCACAUUAGGAGACUUGAAGACAAGAAUGAAAAACUCACCUUUGAAAGGACGUGUUCUGAAGAUAGCAUCAACAAACUGAGGAAGGUCAACGCUGAGCUGAGGGCCGAACUCCAGGAAACCCUUGUUAUGUUGACGCUGAGAGACAGAGAAAACACAAAGAAAGACAUUCUCAUGGACAAGAUGAAGAACUCUCAUGUGGAGAAUCACAACAUGAUCGAGGGUCUGCAGUCAGAGCUGAUGAGGUUACAGGAACAUUCACACCAAGUUCUUUUGAGGUAUGACAGACACUGUAUCAGUCCUCAGAGUCUCUAUAAUCGAGAUCCUCCAAACCAUCGCUCUCUGCAGAGCGAGAUGCAGGAUAUGCAGCAGCAGCAUCACAGAGCUCUGGACGACAUAAGCCUCCCGUCCCUGCACACGCACAGUGAUGAUAUUCAGAGCAUCAUCCACAGGAUCAAGUCUGCAGAAAUAGCUCAUCUUGUGCACAAUAAGUAUCCUGAGAGGGACUCUGCUCCUGUAGAAACACAGGAGAGGCCUUUUCCUCACCACCAACAGCAACAGCCAAGCAUCAAGCAGCAGCUUGUCAAUGUGCUGCAGGAGCUAGAGCUCCACAAGUGUGUGUGGGAGGAGAAAGGGGACAAGGUGGAGGAGUGGCGGAGAGCCAGGGACAAGGAGCAAAAGCAAAGCCAGACUGGGAGCCAGACUCAGAUCCAGGAGGCCAAGAAGGUGGCUGUGGUGAACUGGUGGAAAGCCCGCAGUGUAGAGGGGGCUAAAGCCAGGACAAAAGAAACCCAGUCGGGCCAGGAGCUCUCUCAGACACAAGCAAAGCUCCAGCAAGCAGAGCAGACGAUCAAUGAUAUGAGGGAGCAAGUCUGCCACCUGCAAACAUCUCUAACAUCUGCACAGGAGUGUGUUGCCGAGCAAAGAAACAGCAGUGGAGUUCUUCAUAUUGACAAGGCAACCAACACUGAGAGAGAAGAACUAGACAGAGCUGUGGAGAAGGUUGUGAAGGAUCAGAGGGAUGCGGCGGUGGCCACAGAGAUCACAGGUGGAGCAGCCUCAGAGCAGGAGCAAAUCAAGCUUCGGGUGACUGCAGAUGGCCUUCUGGCGACCCUCAGACGGAUGGAGGCAAUGGUCAACAGUGCCCUGGAGACCGCCGAGCUGGUGCGAGAGAGCGAGCAGAGGGUGAGCCAGGUGAAAGUGAGGAUAGAGAGCAUCACUCAGAGGGUGGAGGAGGCUCUGGGCCGAGCAGCCGACACUGACGAGCAGCUGAACGUUCUGGAUGCUCGGAUCACAGAACAAGCUCUAGCUCAGAAUCCAGGUCCCAGUCUGCCAGUUGAUCCUGGAACAGAAGCCGCAGGCUUUACGGCCGAAUCCGAUGUGGAGUCUGAAGACAGGGACAGUCCCCCUCCAUCUCCUGUAAUCCCAGAAGUCAGUGAGCCUCCACAGCUACCCAUGAAUGGUGGCACCGGACGAGGCAGCUGCAGCACGCUCCAGGAAGAGGAGGAACACUGGCUGCAGGGAUCUCCUUCUGAACAAAGUGAUCAUAACUCCAAGUCCUGUGACGCCCCCUGUGUUGCUGAGAGACCUUUUAUUUUCCCCCACACCCGCUCACGCCCCUCACUGACCCCCGCCAUGCCCACGCUACCAGAGGAAGAGGAGGACUCCCCCGAGGAGCUAGACAGUUCCUCCAGCUCUCCCAGUACAUCUACACCUGGUGAAAGUCGAGCUGUCAUCAUGACUGCCCCCACUAUUGUCUACCCACAGCAGGCUACUGUUGUCCAACAAGAUGGACGUCCCCUCGAGCAAACCAGGCCACACAGUCCCAGAGGUCGCCUGGCCAGAAACUCAUCUGGAGGACCCAUCACCACAGUCGACAGCACAGGCAACGUAAUCGACCUGGUGAAAGAUCAGCUGCCAGAGCUGCAGCUCUCUGAGGAGGAUCGACAGAAGAACCUGGAGCUGCUCGAACAGGCCAAGAAGGUCAGCGACCGCUUCCUGAUGCGCCGUGGCCGCCGCUCCACCGGCAGCCUCACAGAGUCACCCACAGGUCUUUCUCCAACUCCAACUCCGUCAUCCUCACCAUGUUCAUCUAGAAGCAGCUCACUGACUGUGGCUCCUCAAACUGGACUCACAGAGGCAACCCAUGUCAGCUCACCGUCGGUUGGGCAGCAUCUGGAGGUUCCGUCAUUGCGAGAACAGCAUGAAGUAACGAUCCAGGAUCAGGAGAGCAACAGACUGUUGGUGGAUUGGAAGCCCACUGAGAAGAGGAAAGUGUCCUCUGGGACUCUAACACCCCGUUUUGCUGUUCAGAAGGAGAACUGUGACUCUGCUGCACCCAAGAGUCCUCCAGCAGUCAGUAAAGGGGAUGAGGGAGCUGGUCCAGGCCGAAACCCCAACCAGGCCCCGGCAACAGGGGUGGCCAAGCCCGUCCCCCGACCCCCUACUCAACAGGCCCCCUGUACCGCAGAGAUCAAGACGAUUGGGGCCUUCCCUCCACUAAUGAGGGCUGUUUCCUGGGAUGCUGUAGGCAGCCUUAAUUCUAGAAAUGGAGCCCCAAGUUUCCCUCCUACAGCGGAGGAUAUCUUCUCAGACAAGCCCAGGGACGCGGUCUUCAAGUCCUCAGGGUACAAGGACCUCCCCUCCCAGCCAGGGGGUAUACAUAAACUGUCUAAAUUCAAAGAGGACCACAAGCUGACGCGUAACCAAAGCAUAGUGGGAUCCAAGUUACCAGACUUGAGUGAAGCUGCUGAACAGGAAAAAGGUCCUCCACCAUCUCCAAACUCAGCCACUAGUGAGGAGGUGAGGGAGAAGUAUGACUCCAUGCCAAACAUUUCAGACUUGAUGCUGCGAAAACUCAAACUUCACAGAGGUCUACCAGGCUGUGCACCCCCACUCACUGAAAAAGAAGUUGAGAAUGCAUUUGUCCAGCUGUCACUGGCAUUUCGUAAUGACAACUACACUCUGGAGAUGAGGCUCAAACAGUCAGAGAGGGAGAGGAACCUGACUGAGGAAGACGCAGAGAAAGAACUGGAAGAGUUCAAAGGAGCACUGAAGAUGACUUCACCACAGUGGCAGAACCUGGAGCAGCGUGAGGCCUAUCAGCGCCUCAUAGAGACAGUGGCAGUGCUGCACCGACUGGUCACACGGCUCUCCAGCAGAGCGGAAAUAGUUGGAGCAGUCCGACAGGAAAAACGUAUGAACAAGGCCACUGAGGUCAUGAUGCAAUAUGUGGAAAAUCUGAAGAGGACGUAUGAGAAGGACCAUGCAGAGUUGAUGGAGUUUAAAAAGCUGGCCAACCAGAACUCAAAUCGCUGUUAUGGAGGGUCUAUUGACACUGGAGAUGAUGGAGUUCCACGGCCGUCAAGAUCAAUGUCCCUCACCCUUGGAAAGGCUCUGCCCAGGCGUAGGGUGAGCGUAGCGGUGGUGCCUAAGUUUAACCUCCUGAAUAUCCCAGGUCAGACCCCAGCCACAGCCAGCCCGGGCCCCAACGUGGGACCCACCACUGGUGCUGCUCUUCCUGCCCUGUGUGAAGCGAAUGAUGUGAAAGGCAACACUUCCACAGAGGUGGCACAACCAGCAGCAGAGUGUGGAAAGAGUGUGUCGGAGCAGGAAAGUGAGCCAGCCAAGCCUUCAGUAAACUUAGAGGAGAUCAGAGCCGAGAUCAGAGCCGAGCUCAAGGCAAAGAUGGAGGAGGAGGCAUAUAAUAAAGGCUACCAAGAGGGACUGAAGCAAAGUAAAGUGCUCCAGGAGGAGAAGUGUGAAGAGGAAAACGCUGCAGAGAAAUUGCUGGAAUCAAAAAAUAAGGAUGAAGAGAGUGGAAAGAAGAUAAAGACAAGCAGGAGGAUGGAGGAGGUGCUGGUUCUUCUUGGUCGGUUUUGUCCCAACAUUUCCUUGAGUUGGCGACUUCUCUGGUUUGCCCUGACAUUGUUUGUGGUGAUGUGUCUGGUUAUCAGUAUUUUUACAUUCUUCAGUGACUACUACAAGAGACGUGAGGACACGUAAGCACUGAAGGACUUUGUGCGAGGCGAGAAGAAGAUCUUUGGACUGAAUUUAGCUGCAUCACCAAAGAAACAGAACAGAUGGCAGUCGUCCUCUGUCUCUGUCAGUUUACCAUAUCACCAAACUCGGACUCACUUGAAUCCAUGACCCUGACUCUUGAGGGCCAAAGACGUUUUGGGAGGCUUAAUGGAUAAUGUUGCCUUUCUCAUGGUUAACAGCAUUAAGUUAUAAUAUUGUUUGGAUUGAAACUCUGACAGAUUGUUUGCUGCAGUGAAAAAAAAUAUCGUAUUUGUUUAGGGACCAAUUAUAUAGUGUGAUUAAAUAUAUAUAUAUAUAUAUAUAUAUAUAUAUAUAUAUAUACAUAUACAUAUAUAGUUUAUAUAUUUAAAUUAGAUGCACAGGUGUUUGGGUACUUUUAUGGCACUUUCCAUUAAAUGCCUGCAAUAGAAAAAGUGAAUAUUUAUCUAAACUAAUGUUAAAGUAUAAUCUCUCAGGUCAAAUACAUAAUAAAGCCCCUGAGAGAAUUUGAAGUCAUAUUUAAAGAUAUAGAAAAUAAAGGAAUGUUCUUAAUUUUUUGUUCAGUUUCUAUAAUGUGUAUUUAAAGACUUUAACAUAGAAGCACAUUCCAAAGUAGUUCCUUAAGUGCAAUAUUUUGCAGUUGAUGGUUCUCGUUUGUGCCAUUUUGGAUUGUGUCUUCAGAGCACUGAUAGAUUUUCUUCUUGUAUGAGAGCACUGUUUAGACGGCAUGAGGCUUAUUUUUAUCUUCUUUGAACAUGUGUGCCUACCUGUGUUGUUUGUUCUCUGUGGAUUUUAUAUUCUGCCACCUCACCUUUAAAUAAAGGUGCCUGAAAACA
This is a messenger RNA of Siniperca chuatsi (mandarin fish), 5599 nucleotides long. It is a transcript of the gene irag1, whose product is annotated as murine retrovirus integration site 1 homolog. Lineage: Eukaryota; Metazoa; Chordata; Actinopteri; Centrarchiformes; Sinipercidae. The record is from RefSeq and is a predicted model, not a curated record. The coding region runs from base 21 to 4748 and encodes 1575 amino acids. Gene Ontology annotation, cellular component: endoplasmic reticulum membrane. The transcript has 38 exons.